Molecule: messenger RNA, 561 nt
Organism: Arabidopsis thaliana (thale cress)
Lineage: Eukaryota; Viridiplantae; Streptophyta; Magnoliopsida; Brassicales; Brassicaceae
Product: Paired amphipathic helix (PAH2) superfamily protein
Exons: 4
Coding region: 1-561 (186 amino acids)
Biological process (GO): regulation of DNA-templated transcription
Cellular component (GO): nucleus
Molecular function (GO): transcription corepressor activity
Source: RefSeq, marked reviewed
AUGGUUGAAAGAAGAGUUCAAGUGGAGCCAACUCUUAGUGAUGCGCAUUCAUAUAUCACUGCUGUGAAGGAAGCAUUUCAUGAUGAACCUACAAAAUAUGAAGAGUUUAUUAAACUCAUGAAUGAUAUUCGUGAUCAUGGUGUCGAUAAGGCUAGUGGCAUUGCAAAGUUGACUGAACUCAUUAAAGGACACCCGAGGCUGCUUCGUGGUUUAAGUUUCUUCUUUCCACAGGUUAACAGAGACAUCCAUCAUGAGGCUAAGAGAACCAUCAUUCUCAAGGAUAAGGCAACCAUCCCUCCCGAGGCUGCUUAUCGGGGUGCUAAGUCUACUUAUACCAAAAUAAAACAAAUUGAGCCUGACUGGGAGAAUUUUAUGAACAUGCUUAAGACAAGGUUUCGGAGCCUUGAUACUCAUGUAGUUGAGUCAUUUCUCAAGAUAAUGAUAAUGUAUGAUGAAGGAAAAAAAUCGGAAAAGGAGGUGCAAGAGGAGGUCGUUGAUCUUCUCUAUUAUCAUGAAGAUUUGAUCGACAAGUUUUUCAGAUUGUUUAACAUGAGAAAAUAA